Molecule: messenger RNA, 3324 nt
Organism: Cyphellophora attinorum
Lineage: Eukaryota; Fungi; Ascomycota; Eurotiomycetes; Chaetothyriales; Cyphellophoraceae
Exons: 3
Coding region: 1-3324 (1107 amino acids)
Molecular function (GO): protein binding
Source: RefSeq, a predicted model, not a curated record
AUGCCUGUACUCCGAUCUCAGUGGAUGGACUCUCUGGACUGGCAGAGAGAUUCAGUUGACUGGGUCAACUAUGCGUACCGAGGAUUUAUAGCGCCGCGACUGGAGGUUACCGGCCGCAUGGCGAUGCUUGUGCUGGCUGCGGUGGUAUGGGCUUUUGCUUGGCUACUAUGGCGGACAUACUCCGUACUUCACACGCCCAACGAUGUCCUCGUCGACAAGCUCGGCCUUGACAUUCCCCCGCAGCCGCUCGUGACGCUUGAAGAGAUUUCGUCAUCGGAGGUACAGAUCGGAUGGAAGCCAUCGGAGGCCUCUACGGCAAUACAAGAAUAUCAGGUCGAGAUCAAUGGCAAGAUACUCGACAGGACGAAAAAGAGCGAGACCGCUGCUGUCAUCUCGCAUCUUCAACCUGGUCGGACGUACGAUAUCCGUGUCUUCAGCGUGAGUGCCGGACGGUUCCAGACACCCAGUCCUGCGCUGCAUGUCAGGUUGCCACCCUCGUCGCAGCCGGCUUCUGAAGAUGGCGCGGCCGAGGCUUUGCCGACCGUGCGUGCGAUCGCUGCACGGGCGCCGUCGUUGCUUGCGCCGGCUGCUCCGACGAUGAUGCGAGAGAAUUCUAGUGGCCCAGCUGGGAGGAGAGGCACAACUGGCCGCCGGGCAUCGCCUUCUGGUACUGUCGAGCCAAAAGAGGAGGAGGACAACGAGAACUUGGCAGAGCUAUCCUCGCGGUUCACGGCUGUCCGAGAGGAGAUCGAGGCUGUGGAAAAGCAGGUGCAGGAAGAGAAAGCCGAGUACGAGGCCCAAAUGAGAGAACUGGAGGGCAAGAAGGAGAAAUUGCGACAAGAUCUGAAGAAACGAGACGAGGAGAGCAGUGAUCUGCGGAAGCAAGUUCACAAGGCGGAAAGUCAGAAUCGGUCACUUCUGAACGACAAGACGAAAAAGGAGCGAGAAUUGAAGGCACGGGAGAACGAGCGGCGAAAGAAGAAGGAGGACGUCGCCAAGUGGGAGGAGCAGAUUUCGACAAUGGCUGAAGAGAUUGCUGGUAUAGAAACGCAGAAGGCCGCCAUCAAGCGACGAAACGAAGCCAAUGUCCGAGAGAUCCAGCAGAAUGUCGAGGAAAAGCGGAAAGAGGUGGCGGCACUGGAGGAAGAGGCAAAGGAGAAGACGCAACAGAUCAAGAUGCUCGAAGAGGAACGCCAGCAGCUUGAGAUCGAGGACGAGACCGAGGAGAGCCGUGAGGCCAGUCGUCAAGAGCAAGAGCGAGAAGCGCAGAGGAGAAAUCGACUGACUGAGCUACUAGGCACCAACGCUAGGUUGUGGGCUGAUCUACAGCAGGCGUCGAUGUACCUCAACAGCACCAAGGACCGACUACAUUACUAUGAGUCUAUGCGGCAGCACAGGACAAUCUCAUUUGCGCCGACACCUACGCCACUCAACCUCGAGCCACAACGGCAAAGAUCUGGACGUCGUCCGCGGCAAGUGGGCUCCUACGGAAGCAGUGCCAGUGUCUCGUCUCCACGAGGAGCUUUUGGGUCUGAACCAUUCCCUGCGGCUCCUCAAUUCGCCACGACGAAGGCUACCUCGCCAACAGGGUUCAGCAAUGGCUACUUCGGCUUCUCGUCAGCGCUGAUGAUGCCCAACGAGCAAGCCACAACGCCAGGCGAUGAGCUUGAGACGACAGGCUCGGUGCCGAUGAGUCCGCACGCUGAUGCUCUACUUCCGGCUGAUUUGCUAGGGGAUAAUUCUGAUGAGGAUCAGGAUGCCAUUGAUGAAGACGUGCCGCUGCAGCCGACUGCGCCGACCAAUGGCAAAUCGCGAGGUGCACCAUUUCCGAAUAUUGGAUCGCCUCUAUUGCGGAACGACAUUGAGCCUGCUAGGUCUCCUUCUGGCGGAUCGUCGUCCAGACAGUCCUUCUCGAGCCCACGAGCAGAAGGAUUCGCAGAUCCGGAACGGAAGUCCAUUCAUUCUGGGAAAGAGAAGGCGAGCGAUGAGGAGGCACCAAGCAACUCUCGCAAGUUCAUGUACAACCUGUUCAACCUUAAUAGGCAACGAGGCAAGACUUUGGCAGACGAACCGCCUACACUCGGCAGUCUGAAGCCUGCUCAGAGUCAGUCAUUCCCACGGAACUUUGACGAUCUGGAUGCACCUGGUCAGCCGAGGAGACGGCUGAGCUAUGGCGGAACGUGGGCUUUCCCUGGCAGUUUCCUCCGAGGCGAGAAGGACUCAGAACCAUCCAGACUUGCUUCGGCCAGUCGACGAGCAUUUCCAAGCCUUAUGGGACUGGGCAAAUCGAACGACUCAGACUUUACGCCCAGAACAAACUCCUUCGACCCGGGCAUGCGUGGCGGCUCGAAUUCACCUCGACCGUCUUCCAUCUACUCUUUCGACAAGAUGCCUCCACCUGGACGAGACGCUCUACACGUGUGGAACACGGACCGCAGCCUGCUGCGCAACAGUCCUCUAGCACCAGACUGGGGCUCCAUGCACUCCUUCUCCCGCAGCCACUCUCGAAGGCCAUCAAUCGGCUACGGAGGCUCAACCACAAACCUCAGCCUCAUGAGUCCAGAUGAUCAGAUAGUCGAACCCAUCCGCGAACCAAGACCUCUCCAAGCACCCAUCGGCACCCGUCCGACGAGCCAACAGAAGAAAGAAGCCGCUACACCACGCCUCAACCCCGCCGCACCCAACUUCACCUCCCUUUUCAAGAAAUCCAAAGGCGAGAAGAUCAAGAUCCGCGACCCGCGCGACCUCGAUGCUCCAACAACAACAGCGUCGAAGCACUCGAUUGCUUCUCUAUCCAACACGCCCACGAACGACAACAACAAGCCGGAGAAGCCAACACUCAUGUCCCGCAUCUCCCGCACGGCGUCGACGAAGACGUACUCGAGCAUGAAAUUCGGGUCGUGGAAGGACAAGUCUUUCUUGGGUAGCAAGUCCUCAAAGGAUACUAUGCCGGAGGGCUCUGAGCCUGGUGGUGAAGACGGGCCCAACACCGGGGCAGCCAACACUUCGACCGACCAGUUAGGGUCACGGAGUGUAGAGAGUCGAGAUUCGUUGACGCCGUUUGGGACUGGUAGCGGAAUCAUAAACGAGGAGACGGGUAGCAACAAAGGCGGGAGUAGCACGCCGAAGGAUAAGGAUAAGAGCACGCGGACGAGUAUCAAUUGGAACUUUAUGAGGAAGAGUACCAAGGAGAAGGAUGCGAAGAAGGCUAAGGACAAAAACAUGGAGGCGACGCCGAGUGAGGUUAGUGUUAGUGAGGCGAGUGUUGGUGGGCUGACUACUGAUGAUGAUCAUGAUGAUGGCGAUGGCGAUGACAGGCGGUGA